AUGGCAGAGAGAAACCAAUCUCAAUCUCAAUCUUUCGAAAAGCGCGCCGUUGUCUCGUCCUUUAUCUUCAACUUCAAGGAUGGGAGACCGCUCGUAGCGCUGUUCAAACGCAGCGACAAAGUGAGAACAUAUCGUGGCCACCUUGCCCCAAUAUCCGGCAGCAUAACGUCAGAGGACCGCGACCCGCUCGCAACCGCCUGGCGCGAACUCUCCGAGGAAACAGGUCUCACUUCCUCUAAUCUCACGCAUUGGCGCACGGGGAAACCCUUCACAUUCAGCGAACCGUCCGCCGGACGCGAGUGGACUGUGCAUCCAUUCGCCUUUCUAUACAACGCAAACACGCCUAAAGAAUCGACAGCUAAUGAAGAAGAACCGUCCUUCAACAUUGACUGGGAACAUACAGGCUGGGAAUGGCACCCGCUAUCCGCGAUCCUCAAUGAAGAGCUCUCCCCCACCGUGCCCCGCCUGAAGGACAGUUUCCGCCGCGUAUGGUUUGAAGGCGAUCUCCGCAGUGAACGCGCCGGCAAGACCCUUGCCACGGGGCUGGAGCGUCUCCGCAACGACCACGAGAGCGGCUCGCAGGAGCUCACGACCAUCGCGCUGAUGAUCUUCCGCGACUUUCUUGUCCAGACCCAGAACGGGAUGGACGCCCAAUGGUGGGCCAACGUGCGCAUGGCGGCGUGGCACAUGAUCAAGAACGGACGGGAGAGCAUGGGCGCCGCGACGAUGAACGCGCUCGUCGCCGUGCUCGCCGAACUGGACGAUAUCCUGCACCACGAUGAAAACCACAACCACAGCCCCAGCCCCAACGAGCAGAAAUGGGAGCGCAUGCUCGCGGUGCUGGACCACCACCUCGCCAGUCGCAAGAGCCGCGCGACGCAGGUCAAAGACGCCUUCACGCACUACAUCCGGUACCACUUCCUGCACCACGGCGAGCCGCGGGACAAGCUCACGAUCUUGACGGUGUCGGCGAGCUCGACGAUCCGCGACAGCAUCCUGGACGCAUACGCCUCGCUGGACAUCCACCUACUGGAGCUGCGCGUGCUGGAAUCCCGGCCGCUGUUCGAGGGCGCCAGCAUCGCCUCGUCGCUGAUCUCCAACUUCAAGUCGCGAUUCGCGGACACGCCCCACAAGAAUUUGCGGGUGAAAGUGUACACGGACGCGUCGGCCGCCAUCGCCGCCGCGGGCGUGGAUCUGCUGCUGCUCGGGGCGGACCGCCUCUCCGCCACGCGGGGCGUCAGCAACAAGACCGGCUCGCUGCCCGCGGCCCUGUGCACGCGGCACGUCAGCCCGGAGGCCCAGAUCGUCGUCCUCAGCGACCUCGAGAAGAUCAACGGUGCUCCCGGCGUCAUCGACGACGACAAGCACGAGGACAACUCCCCGCUGGAGGUCAUGACCACCUGGCGCAGCGACGGCGUCAAGGGCGUCGGCGUGUUGGAGGAAGGCAUGAAGCAGGACGAGGCAAAGUCCGCCGCCACCGUUGACGUGCAGAACAUCUACUUCGAGUGGGUGCCCCUGCACAUGGUCGAUGCCUUCGUCAGCGAAGAAGGCGUCAUGGACGAGGGCCGCAUCCGUGAGAAGUCCGAACAGCUCGGGAACAAGGUGGACAAGUUCUUCCAUGACUUAUAA
This is a messenger RNA of Aspergillus japonicus CBS 114.51, 1629 nucleotides long. RefSeq names its product translation initiation factor eIF-2B subunit family protein. Lineage: Eukaryota; Fungi; Ascomycota; Eurotiomycetes; Eurotiales; Aspergillaceae. The coding region runs from base 1 to 1629 and encodes 542 amino acids. The transcript has 4 exons. Gene Ontology annotation, molecular function: S-methyl-5-thioribose-1-phosphate isomerase activity. The record is from RefSeq and is a predicted model, not a curated record.